This is a messenger RNA of Carlito syrichta (Philippine tarsier), 733 nucleotides long. It is a transcript of the gene CUNH22orf15, whose product is annotated as chromosome unknown C22orf15 homolog. Lineage: Eukaryota; Metazoa; Chordata; Mammalia; Primates; Tarsiidae. The transcript has 5 exons. Bases 1 to 693 code for a protein of 230 amino acids. The record is from RefSeq and is a predicted model, not a curated record.
AUGUUUAUCAAGGUAAUGUUUGGAGCCGGCUGCUGGGAGCUGGUGAACACUUGGUGCAGCCUGGUGACCCUCGCUGCCCACCUGAGGCAGAGAGGGAAUGUCCCCCCAGACGCAGCCCUUGCUCUCCUGGCAGAGGACGGGCGCCUGGUGAGCCUGGAUGAGGACCCAGAGGAGGGGGCUUCCCGGAGCACAUCCAUGGGCAGUUCCCUGCUGGAUGAGCGAGAGACUUAUGUCCUUGUGCAGAUCAUCAGUGAGUGGGGCCCAGGACUCUCCCCUGUGGCUAUGGUGAGAUGGGGAGAGGGCGGUGCCCCUACCCGCUAUGAGUCCCUACUGGAGAACCUGGAUGACGAGUGUCCAGAGCUGGCAGGUGCAAACAGACAGCAGCCCAGCAGGAUUCCUCUUGCAGAACCUGGAAUUUCUGAGAAGUUGCAUCAGCAAGAGGGGAAAGGUCACAGAUGGGACAUAAGGCAGCUGGGGUACAGAAAAAGGGAUCCAGUGGCAGAGACAAGAAGGGUAGACGGGGCAGUCAUCCCUGAGAGCAGUAGAGCAGGUUCAUUCUGGAAUUCCAGUCCCCAGAGUCACAUGCCCUUGCAGCCACCUGCCAAUGCCUGGCCACUGCACUUGGACUGCUCAAGGUAUCUGUCCUCAGCUAUGUGCAGUGCAGAUUACAACAGGGCUCCUCCUCCCACCUAGGACCCCCCCACACACACACUUAAGGUGAUACAUUUCAUAC